Talaromyces rugulosus is the source of this 1200-nucleotide messenger RNA. RefSeq lists its product as uncharacterized. Bases 1 to 1200 code for a protein of 399 amino acids. NCBI's taxonomy places the organism in Eukaryota, Fungi, Ascomycota, Eurotiomycetes, Eurotiales, Trichocomaceae. The record is from RefSeq and is a predicted model, not a curated record. The transcript has 3 exons.
AUGUCUGCCUCCAAGCUUUUCGUCUCCGCCUUGAUGGCCUCUGGCCUCGCCAUGGUCGCGGCUGACAGCACCUGCUCCGGUGGUGCUAAGAUCUCCGCCCAAUCCGACGCCGAUGAGAUUAACAGCUGCUCGACCUACAGCGGAGAUAUCACUAUCAGCAGCAACGCUCAGACUCCCUUGACCUUCAAUGGAAUCGAGAAGGUUACUGGUGACUUCAGCUCCAACGGUGCCGUCAACCUCAGCUCAAUCUCUGCUCCCACCAUCAGCGAGAUUGGCGGCGCGUUCAAGUUGACCAGCGUCAACGCUCUGACCUCGCUCUCCUUCCCCGAGCUGAUCUCUGUCGGUUCUAUCCACUUCGAGGCUCUCGCCAACAUCCAGGGUUUGGGCUUUACCAAGGGCGUUACCACCGCCGGCUCUGUCUACAUCGUCAACACCGGUUUGACCUCCCUGCAGGGAAUUGAGCUCAACUCCGUUGGUCAGCUUGAGUUGACUGCCAACGACUACUUGACUGAGAUCAACGUCAACAACAUGAAGAACAUCUCUGGUUCUCUGACCAUCUCGAACAACAACAACAAGUUGACCGUCGACUUCCCCAACCUGGUGACUGCCAAGGAUGUGACCAUCCGCAACACCAGCUCCAUCGCGGUUCCCUCGCUCGCCAACCUGACUGGUUCGCUCGGUCUUUUCGGAAACUUCAUCUCCAACUUCUCUGCCCCUAACCUGACUUCUUGCUCCGAUCUCGACAUCGACAGCAACGGACACCUGGCGAAGCUCUCUUUGCCCCAGCUGACCACCUUGUCUGGUGGUCUUGCCAUCUCCAACAACGGCAAGCUCGUCAGCAUUGACCUGCCCAAGCUGUCUCACGUCGAUGGUGCCAUUGACCUGACUGGCUCUUUCGAGAAUGUCUCUUUCCCUGCUCUCAAGUACGUCCACGGUGGUUUCAACGCCCAGUCUACUGCUGAGUUCUCCUGCGAUGACAUGGAGGCUGAGAAGGAAGCCAUCCACGGUUCCUUCAACUGCACUUCGACUUCCAACCCCACCACCAUCGACGGAAGCUCCGGCAGCAACGACACUGGUUCUUCCACCAGCAGCUCGUCUUCUACGUCCGCUACCUCCAGCGGUGCUGCCGUUGCUGGCUUUGUCGCUCCCACGAUGGGCCUCACUGCCGUUCUCGGUGGUCUCCUUUCCCUGCUGAUGUAA